AUGGACUCCAUCUCUAUGAUGGGUGGCAGCAGGAGCCCUGUGUUCCUCACAGCCUCUUCCUCCCACCAGCUACACCAUGCCCAGGCCUGCUUCCUACCCAAUGGCAUGAAGAACGGAGUUGGAGAUGCAGGGGCCGCCUGCCUGCCUGCCCAACCCACAGUGGCAAUCCUGGGCUCAGGUGACUUCUCCAAGUGCCUGACUAUCCGCCUGCUGCGGUGUGGCUUCCAUGUAGUGGUGGGAAGCCGCCAUCCUAAACAGGCAGCCCAGUCAUUUCCCCAUGUGGUGGAUGUGACACACCAUGAAGACGCUGUGAGGAAGGCCAGCAUCGUGUUCCUGGCAAUUCGUCGUGAGCACUACUCUGUCCUGUGGGACCUCAAGCAUCUACUGGAAGGCAAGAUCCUGGUGGAUGUGAGUAACAACCGGAGGGUGAACCAGUAUCCAGAGUCUAACGCUGAGUAUCUGUCUUCACUGCUGCCUGACUCCAUCGUGGUGAAAAGCUUCAACGUCAUCUCAGCCUGGGCCAUGCAGCAGAGCUGCCCCAAAGAUGCCAGCACACAGGUGUUCAUCUGCAGUGACUCGGUGGAGGCCAGACAGCAGAUUAUGGAACUAGCCCGCCAGCUCAACUUCCAGCCUGUGGAUAUGGGCACCCUGUCUUCUUCGCGAGACAUUGAGAACAUGCCCAUUCAGUUAUUUCCUGGUUGGAAGGGCCCCGUCCUCGCUGCCGUAGCCCUCUCUAUUUUCUUUUUUGCCUACUCUUUUGUACGUGAUAUCAUCCACCCGUAUGUGAAAUACAAGCAGAGUGACUUCUACAAGAUCCCCAUUGAGAUGGUGAACCGAACACUACCUACUGUUGCCAUCACUCUCUUGGCACUGGUGUACCUGGCGGGCCAGCUGGCAGCUGCCCACCAGCUGUACUAUGGCACCAAGUACAGGCAUUUCCCACAUUGGCUGGAGGGCUGGCUGCAGAGCCGGAAACAGCUAGGCCUCCUCAGCUUCUUCCUGGCCGCUGUCCAUGUUCUCUACAGCCUCUGUCUGCCCAUGAGGAGGUCUGAGAGGUACCUGCUGCUCAACACAGCCUACCAGCAGAUCCAUGCUAAUGUGGAUAAUGCGUGGAACGAAGAGGAGGUGUGGCGGGUGGAGAUGUACGUUUCCUUUGGGAUCAUGAGUCUCGGGCUCCUGUCACUGCUGGCCAUCACCUCCAUUCCCUCGGUCCAUAGCACGCUCAAUUGGAGGGAGUUCAGCUUCAUACAGUCCACUCUGGGCUACAUCGCCCUGCUCAUCGCUACCUUCCACGGCCUGCUGUUUGGCUGGAAGCGAGCCUUUGAGGAGGAGGCCUACCGUUUCUACCUGCCCCCCAGCUUUGUGGUUGCCCUGGCCCUGCCGGUAUGUGUCAUAAUGGGGAAGGUGCUGAUGCUGCUCCCCUGUGUGGCCCACAAGCUCCACCGGAUCCGCCGGGGCCAGGACAGCAGUCAGUAUCGGUGCCAGCGCCUGGAGCCAGUGGGCUCGGCUGCCCACGUUUCACCUGAGAGGGUCACCAUCAUGUGAUCAAUGGAGCUGCUCCUUUAUUGGGAUUUUCACAUAUACUGCCAUAGUUGUAUGACUAUUAUGUUACAGUUUGCCUAUUGUAAAACUGAAUAUGCUUCCCUUGACAGUAUAUAUUCCAAGUACAUUGCCUCACCAAUAUUUUGUUCCUGUUGUUCUAGAGACAUUACACUGAGAUAAGUGUUGGUCAUUACUUUAAAGUGAACUCUACCAAUUCUACAUGUGACAAUGUCAUUUUACAAUUUCAACUUGGCAUGUGAUAACAGUUGCAUUUUGUCUUCUGUGACUCUGAAACCCUCACUUUGUCAAGUCUAUGAAAAUAACUCUGAUGAUGUUGGACUUGCAUUGCAUUGUGAGAUAUAUAGUAUAGUAUAGGAAACAGUGUUUUUGACCCAUACCCAGGGACUGAUAGUCAGGACAUCUCAACAGUAUAGUAUUUCUGGAGAAUAUUACUAGUUACUAUUAUCUCCUUCAGUGCUUGAAAUUCUUAUUUUUGGUGAUAAUACUACUCUUCAAACUCUGAAGAAAUGUUUUGAGGUUUUGUUGAUUCCGCAGUAUCACUGUGUUAUGUAGUCAGUCAUGUCUGUAUAAUUGUACCACUGAAUAUCGUGUCCAUUUGUCAUGCUGAAAUCAAUGAGACCCAUGGCUUUUAUUAAGAAUUUAACUGAAGCUACUUUAACAGUGUUAUCUGUGAUAGACAUUUAAUGAAUGCAGAAUGCAGGCAGCAUAGCUGACAGCACAUCCACACAACCCACAGCAGUUAAUAAAGCUAUAAAAACUGGAUUACAGAAAUCAGAAAUACUUUCUUCCCCGGGGGAAAUACUUUGUCACAGUUGCACACUUAUCAAGGCAUCAGGAAUAGAAAUAUAAUAAUAGAAAGUAGGUAGAUCUCAUAUAAAUAUGAGA
Messenger RNA from Micropterus salmoides (largemouth bass), 2448 nucleotides. It is a transcript of the gene steap2, whose product is annotated as STEAP family member 2, metalloreductase. NCBI's taxonomy places the organism in Eukaryota, Metazoa, Chordata, Actinopteri, Centrarchiformes, Centrarchidae. The transcript is spliced from 5 exons. Gene Ontology annotation, cellular component: plasma membrane; endosome. Gene Ontology annotation, biological process: copper ion import. Bases 1 to 1545 code for a protein of 514 amino acids. The record is from RefSeq and is a predicted model, not a curated record. Gene Ontology annotation, molecular function: cupric reductase (NADH) activity; ferric-chelate reductase (NADPH) activity.